Messenger RNA from Musca vetustissima, 507 nucleotides. Its product is annotated as fibrous sheath CABYR-binding protein-like. The record is from RefSeq and is a predicted model, not a curated record. The transcript has a single exon. Bases 7 to 507 code for a protein of 166 amino acids. Lineage: Eukaryota; Metazoa; Arthropoda; Insecta; Diptera; Muscidae.
ACAAACAUGGCUAAAUUCAUGCAAAUCCUUUUCGUUGCCUUCUUGGCUAUUGCUUUGGUCUCCGCUGAACCCAAACGUUUCCAAGGUAGACGUCGUUUCUUGGCCCGCCAGGAAGUAGCUGAAGAAGCUGUUACUCCCUAUCCUUCGGCUGAUGAAUUGAAACCUGAGGUACCAUUCAAUGAAGCUGAAGCUCCCGAAGAACAAACUCCCAAUCAACCCGAUGAAGUCUAUGGUCCACCAGAACAAGAUGUUCCAGCCGAGACUGAUGAUGUUGUCCCAGCUGAAGAGGAAGAAGCUGUUGCUGUAGCCGAAGAGGAAGAAGCUGUUGCCGCUGAAGAUGCCGCUGCUGCCGAAGAAGAACAAGCUGUUGAAUCUGCUCGUUUCACCGCUCGUCGUGCUGGUGCCCGCAGAGUUGCUGCUCGUCCCGCUAAAUUGCGCAAAGCUGCCCCAGCCCGCCUCCAACGCCAAUUUGUCGCUCAACCCGUUUUCUACUACGUUGCUCAAUAA